Sphenostylis stenocarpa is the source of this 1014-nucleotide messenger RNA. NCBI's taxonomy places the organism in Eukaryota, Viridiplantae, Streptophyta, Magnoliopsida, Fabales, Fabaceae. The record is from the annotation of a GenBank genome assembly.
AUGGCCGGGUUCUUCUCUCUAGGUGGAACUAGAAGGGGAGGCCCACAAAACAAGGAAGAGGAGGAGGUAGAAAAAAGAGAUAACAAUAACAACACCAACAACGGGAAUAACCUACUGUUGUUCAGGAACGAGGAGAUCUACAACAAGGGGUUCGAGAUAUGGCCAGAGUCGUAUCACCCUCAAGCUGCACACCAAAACUUGAGCAACUACUUUGCGUUUGGAGUGGGUCCUAGUCGCAGGAACUGCUCGAGCGUGAACGAGGAGGAGGUUUCACUGUGCGUGUCUGAUGAGUCUACGAGAUUUGGAUUAACUGUCAUGAGGUCUGGAGGCGCAGGAAGCAGCGGCAUGAACUGUCAGGACUGUGGUAACCAAGCCAAGAAAGAUUGUACACAUCUCAGAUGCAGGACCUGCUGUAAGACCCGAGGGUUUCAGUGUCAAACUCACGUCAAGAGCACUUGGGUUCCCGCAGCCAAGCGCCGCGAGCGACAACAACAACUCGCUGCGUUGCAGCACCCACAACAAUUUCGCGGAGAGAAUAUUCCUAAACGACAUCACAGAGACACACAACUCGUCUCCGCUCCUCAACCCAUCACAGGGUUAGAGCUGGGGCAAUUCCCACCUGAAGUGAGCACUUCGGCGGUGUUUCGGUGUGUGAGAGUCAGUGCAGUGGACGCUUCAGACGAACAGUGCGCGUAUCAAACCUCUGUCAACAUCGGAGGGCAUGUUUUCAAGGGAAUUCUCUACGAUCAAGGUCCUGAAAGUUCUUACACCAGUGCAGCAACUGAGGGUUCCUCCGGUGGUGAACACCAACAACUUGGUUUAAUAACCGCCGCAUCCACAGCCACAACCGGUGGAAACAACCCAUUUGACCCUUCACUUUACCCCGCUCCGCUGAAUGCUUUCAUGUCUGGUACACAAUUCUUCCAACCCCCAAGUGUUAUUAAUAGCGUGGUAAAAAGUGUUAUCAAAAGGCUCAGAGAAAAAUUUGUGGCACUCGGAAGUGUUCUGAACUAG